Symbiodinium sp. CCMP2456 is the source of this 469-nucleotide messenger RNA. Lineage: Eukaryota; Dinophyceae; Suessiales; Symbiodiniaceae. The record is from the annotation of a GenBank genome assembly.
GCCGGGAUUCCCGCGGCAGGGCACCGGCAGGCGCUUGCAGAUGGAGAGCGAGGGCGAUCCCGGGUUCGCGCUGCUUCUGACCUGCUGCGCUGGCCUUGCGACGACCAUCGGAGCUGCUAUGGCUUUUUGCGUCGACACCAACGAUAACCGGGUCUUUGCCAUCUGCUUGGCACUGUCUGCAGGGGUGAUGACCUACGUCUCCUUCAUUGAGAUCAUCGGCAAGGCGGAUGAAAGCUUCCAGGAGGCAGGCCUGGAAGCGGGCGAUUCCUUUUCGCUUGCCACCCUGGUCUUCUUUUCCGGGCUGGUGGCCUCAAUGUUGCUGGAGAUCCUGGGCAAGUUCUGCUACCGCAAAGCCAACCCCGAGCAGAAGGCCUUCGAGCGGGGAAGCGCCGAAACGGUCAUGCAAGCACAUCGCGACCCGGACCAGUUGGCGAAUGCGAUCAGCCCGACUGGCGAGGUGUCUGUGUAG